GAAAUAAAAUUAAAGAAUUUGUGUACACUAUAUUUUUAUCUUAAAAGAAAACAAUUCAUGCUAUUAAAAUUAGAACUUUUAUUUUCAUUUUUUUUCUUUAUUAUAAAUAUUUCGAUCAAAAUCUAAAAACCAUAUUAAUGAAAUGAAUCCAUCUGGGAAAAUUAAGAAAUUAGAUGAAGUUGUAGUAAAUAGGAUUGCAGCUGGUGAAGUAAUACAGAGACCAGCAAAUGCAUUAAAAGAAUUAAUUGAAAACAGUCUUGAUGCAAAAGCAAAUAAUAUACAGAUCAUCGUUAAAGAAGGUGGAUUAAAGUUAUUACAGAUUCAAGACAAUGGAACAGGAAUUAGAAAAGAAGACAUGGAAAUUGUUUGUGAAAGAUUUACAACUAGUAAAUUACAAACGUUUGAAGAUCUUCAAACAAUAUCAACUUUUGGAUUUCGUGGUGAAGCUUUAGCAAGCAUUAGUCAUAUAUCACUUUUAACAAUAACAACAAAAACAGCAGAUGAAAAAUGUGCUUAUAAGGCAUCAUAUGUUGAUGGUAAAUUAAAAGCACCACUUAAAUCGUGUGCUGGAAAUCAAGGCACUGCUAUAGUAAUUGAAAAUUUGUUUUAUAAUGUUGCAACAAGAAGAAAGGCUUUGUCAAAUCCAAAUGAAGAAUUUAAUAGAAUUACAGAUGUAGUUACAAAAUAUGCAAUUCAUAAUGCAGAUGUAGGAUUUGUAUUAAAAAAACAUGGUGAAAUAGCACCUCAGAUUCGUACACCACAUAAUUCAACUAAAAUGAAUAACAUAAGAAUACUCUAUGGUAAUCCUGUAUUUCGUGAAUUAUUAGAAGUGGAAUUUAAAGAUGAUACUUAUAAAUUUAAAAUGCAUGCUUUAAUAACAAAUGCAAAUUAUACAAACAAAAAAAUGAUAUUUCUCUUAUUCAUUAAUAACAGAUUAGUAAAAUCUUCUUCUAUUCAGAAAAUGUUAGAAGAACUUUAUACAUUUUAUCUUCCAAAAAAGACUCAUCCAUGGUGUUAUAUAUCUUUAGAAAUUGAUCCACGAAAUAUCGAUGUUAAUGUACAUCCGACGAAACAUGAAGUUAAAUUUCUUCAUGAAAAUUCUAUCAUUGAAAAAAUGAAACUUGCUUUAGAUGAAAAAUUAUCUGCAAAUAGUGCUUCCAGAACAUUUUACUUAAAAACUCGAUUACCAAAAACAGAUAUCACUAAAGAAGUUUUGAAAGAAAUUUUACCAGAAUAUGAAGAAGAUAACAGUAACAAAAUAAAAAAAAUUCGUCCUCAAGAAAUGAUUAGAACUGAUGCUUCUGAUCAAAAACUGGAUAAAUUUAAUUUUAUGAUUCAUAAAGAAAUGAAAUAUAUUAAAAAUGAUGACAAUAUUCAAACUCAUUUGAAUAUGAAAACUCAAAAUAGUAUUGAAGAAAAUACUGAUGAAGAAAAUAUAGAAUGUUUAACAUCAGAUACAAUAAAUAUACAGCAAAAAGAUAAAUCAGCACACGUUGUAGAUAAUAAAAAAAAUACAGAUAAAAUACAAACAUCAGAUACAAUAAAUAUACAGCAAAAAAAUAAAUCAGCGCAUGUUGAUAAUGUAGAUAAUGAAAAAAAUACAGAUAAAAUACAAAAACCACCAAAUAUAAUUGAUAUGCAACAAAAGGAUAAAUCAAUGCACAUUAUAACAACAGCGGCGACAGAAAAAUCUAAUAGUCCAUGGAGUAAUAUUAUAAAUGACCCAAGUCCAUCUACAUCAGAUUUGCUAGCAUCUGAUGAAUCUAAUAUAAAUUUAUGUAUUCAGAACAUUAACAAAGAAGAAGAAGAAAAAUUAAAUACCAUGCAAGAUAUUUUAGAAAUUACAAAUGAUGAAAUAGAUGAAGAUACAGCAGAUUCUAUAAAAGAUAAAUGUAUCGAUGUUAUUGCAGAUAAAGCUCGUAAACAAGUAUAUAAAUGCUUUGGAAAUAAGAACACUAAAUCAGAAGAAAAAAAAAUAAUAGAUAAAAAUGAUAUAGAUAAACAAGAAAUAAAAAAUUAUGAACCUGAAGAAAAUAAGCAACUCAAUGAAAUACAAAAUGUUGAACAAACAUCAAAAGAAAUUAAUAAUGAUAAUGAUAAAAAUAAUGAUAAUAAAUGUUCAUAUGAAUUUAAAUCUUACUCAAUAAAUAAUUUUAGAAGAGAAGUAAAAUUAACGAGUGUCUUAAAAUUACGAAAAGAAGUAGAAGAUGCAUGCCAUGAAGGUGUGAAACAAAUUUUAUCAGAAUUAACUUUCGUUGGUUGCAUAGAUCAGUCUUCUGCUUUAAUUCAAAGCGGAGUUAAUUUGUACCUUUGCAAUACACAAAAAUUAGCGGAAGAACAUUUUUAUGAAAUUAUGCUCUAUGAUUUUGCAAAUUAUGCAGUCAUUAAAUUUUCGGAAGCACUUCCUUUGUAUGAUUUAGCUAUGUUAGGAUUAGAUACUAAAGAAGCUGGAUGGACAGAAGAAGAUGGACCAAAAGAAGAAUUAGCUAAUAGUGUUAAAGAAUUAUUAUUGGAAAAGGCAGAUAUGUUAAAAGAAUACUUUUCUAUUGUUAUAGAUAAAAAGGGAAAUUUAAAAUCUUUACCAGUAUUAUUAGAAAAAUAUUUUCCAAGUAUAGAAGGUCUUCCUCUUUAUAUAUUACGUCUAGCUACCGAAGUAGAAUGGUCAACAGAACAACCAUGUUUCCGAAAUAUUUGUAGAGAAACGGCAAAGUAUUAUAGUCAAAUUAGUCCCAUACAUGAUACUCAUGAUUGGAAAUAUAUUACAGAACAUGUUUUAUAUUCUACAAUUAAGGAAAGUUUUCUUCCUCCCAAACAUUUUGCACAUGAUUCAACAAUAUUACAAAUAGCUAGUUUACCUGAAUUAUAUAAAGUUUUUGAGAGAUGUUAAAUUUUUAAGAUAAAAUUGGUUUUUCAUAAAAAAAAUAUUUUCUAUUUUAAUAAUUACUAAUUAAAAUUAUAAUAUGAAUCGUAGUAUUAAAGAAUCAUAGUACUUCUUA
Apis cerana (Asiatic honeybee) is the source of this 2996-nucleotide messenger RNA. RefSeq names its product DNA mismatch repair ATPase Mlh1 (gene Mlh1). Gene Ontology annotation, cellular component: MutLalpha complex. The record is from RefSeq and is a predicted model, not a curated record. Gene Ontology annotation, biological process: mismatch repair. Lineage: Eukaryota; Metazoa; Arthropoda; Insecta; Hymenoptera; Apidae. Gene Ontology annotation, molecular function: mismatched DNA binding; ATP hydrolysis activity; ATP-dependent DNA damage sensor activity.